Messenger RNA from Phalaenopsis equestris, 1404 nucleotides. RefSeq lists its product as uncharacterized. Gene Ontology annotation, molecular function: UDP-xylose transmembrane transporter activity; antiporter activity. NCBI's taxonomy places the organism in Eukaryota, Viridiplantae, Streptophyta, Magnoliopsida, Asparagales, Orchidaceae. Bases 144 to 1208 code for a protein of 354 amino acids. Gene Ontology annotation, cellular component: Golgi apparatus. The record is from RefSeq and is a predicted model, not a curated record. The transcript is spliced from 8 exons.
CAUAAAAUGGCCGCAAACCCUUCUCCUACAAGAGCUCCCGGCCCCUCUCUCAGAGUUUGUAGUGGAUCAAGGGUGGCAAAGAGCUCCGUGGGGAGGAUCAAGUUUUUAUAUUGGAAAAUUAAGGAGAAGAAUAGAGGGGAAAGAUGAUCGAGGGAUCGGGGUUCCAGCUCGGCGUGGUUGGAUCGCUGGCUCUCUCGGUGGCUUCAUCAGUUGCUAUCGUUAUCUGCAACAAAGCGCUUAUGAGCUCCCUCGGCUUUCCCUUUGCAACAACCUUGACAAGUUGGCACUUAAUGGUGACAUUUUGCACGCUCCAUUUGGCACAAAGGCUACGAUUUUUCGACCCGAAGGCCAUUGACGGCCGUACGAUCGUCCUCUUCGGCUUCCUUAACGGCACCUCCAUUGGCCUCCUCAACCUCAGCCUCGGCUUCAAUUCUAUUGGUUUCUACCAGAUGACGAAGCUGGCCAUCAUUCCUUUCACUGUCAUGUUGGAAACAGUUUUCCUCAACAAGAAGUUCAGCCGGAGCAUAAAGUUAUCCCUUAUCAUCCUUCUCCUUGGGGUUGGUAUUGCUUCCAUAACUGACCUUAAGCUAAAUCUCCUUGGCUCCAUCUUGUCUCUCCUCGCAAUUGCAACGACUUGCAUCGGUCAAAUUAUGACAAACACAAUACAGAAGAAACUGAAGGUUUCAUCAACCCAACUGCUUUAUCAGUCCUCACCUUACCAAGCAGCUAUACUGUUUGCCACUGGCCCCUUUGUAGACAAGUGUCUCACCAAGAAGAAUGUUUUUGCCUUCAGUUACUCCCCAGUAGUCGUGAUAUUCAUCAUAAUGUCUUGUUUGAUUGCUGUGUCAGUGAACUUCAGCACAUUCUUAGUAAUUGGGACUACAUCUCCUGUAACUUAUCAGGUGCUUGGUCACCUGAAAACCUGCCUCGUGCUCUCCUUUGGCUACACCCUCCUCCAUGAUCCCUUCACAACCAGGAACAUCAUCGGAAUUCUCGUAGCCAUCUUCGGCAUGGCGCUCUAUUCUUAUUUCUGUGUCCACGAUGGUAAAAAGAAGGUGCCACUCAACACGCUGCCUGCGUCACAGAUAAGAGAUGAAGAAUUUCCACUUCUAGUAUCCAAUGGUGGGGAGCAUCAUCAGGAUAAAGAGAACAAUGAGAACAAGAAACCUAAUGGGGUUCUCUCACCCAAUAAGAACUCUCUUGCCUAAAAUUUAUACCUUAUUGCCAUUUUUUUAAGUAAUUUUGAGGCUUUCAAAGCUUCAAUUUUUUAUAAUUUCAUGUAAUUUUUUAAUUGCUGGAUGCAAUGUAUAUGGUUUUGCUUGUUAGAAUAAUUAGCCAUUGAGAUGCCUUGUGGCUGCCAAUCAAAUCAGCAGCAGUUUGAAAUGAAAUCUACAAAUUAUGUUG